GGGUUCCAGGUGAGCAACGGGAGUGGGGCGUCGUGGGGCCCGCAGACCUCCUUGGAGGCCAGGCAGUAGGUCUGACCGCAGGUGCAUCCGCCCUGCCCUCUCUCUGCCAAUAGCCACCUCCGCGGAGAAUGAGGCGCCGCCCAAGAGACCCUGGGUUGGCGCCGGACGCAGCUGCCUCUCGGCGUUUGCCUCUUGGUCUUUGUGUGUGUAUCUGUGUUUGUCUGGCUGUGUCCGAGCCUGCCUCCACUUCUAGAACUAAGUUUCCUGGACACCGACCCCUCGCAAUCUCAAGCACCUUUCCCAUGGCAGGCUAUGUGCCCCCCAAAGGCUACGCCCCUUCGCCCCCACCUCCCUACCCUGUGACCGCCGGGUAUCCCGAACCAGCUCCUCAUCCGGGGUCUGAUCCGGCACUCGGGCAGAUACCGGUGCCCGCCCCAGCUCCCGGCUUUGCUCUCUACCCCUCACCGGGCCCUGGAGCCCACGGAUCUGCUGCUGCUCUCUUGCCUCUGCCAGGGGUGCCUCCUGGCCUGGAAUUCCUGGUUCAGAUGGAUCAUAUCUUGAUUCACCAGAAGACUGAGCGAGUGGAAAUGUUUCUAGGCUGGGAGACAUGUAAUCGCUAUGAACUGCGCUCAGGGUCUGGACAACCCCUGGGUCAGGCUGCCGAGGAGAGCACCUUCUGUGCCCGGCUGUGCUGCGGCUCCCAGCGGCCUCUGCGUGUUCGCAUAGUGGAUUCUGGGGACCGAGAGGUGCUCCGUCUGCUCCGUCCUCUCCAUUGUGGAUGCGGCUGCUGCCCAUGUGAUCUCCAGGAGAUGGAAGUUCAGGCUCCCCCGGGGACCACCAUCGGCCAUAUUCUACAGACCUGGCAUCCCUUCCUUCCCAAGUUCUCUAUCCAGGACGUGGAUCGCCAGACUAUCCUACGAGUAGUGGGUCCCUGCUGGACCUGUGGCUGUGGCACAGACACCAACUUUGAGGUGAAGACUCCAGAUGAAUCCCGCAGCGUGGGCCGAAUCAGCAAGCAGUGGGGCGGGCUGCUCCGAGAAGCCCUCACAGACGCUGACGACUUUGGCCUGCAGUUCCCGUUGGAUCUGGACGUGAGGAUGAAGGCUGUGCUGCUGGGCGCCACCUUCCUCAUUGACUACAUGUUUUUCGAGAAGCGAGGCGGCAACGGGCCCUCUGCCAUUACGAGUUAGACCCACCACCCGAGGGUGAGGACACCAUCACCUCAACUAGAGUUCAAGAUGGUUGCUUGCCACAGCCAGACACCCUCUUCAGAGGAGCCCCUUCCCGCCAUGUACACCAGGGAACAGACAGGGAUGCCUGAGGAAGUGGGGGUCCUGGUGCCCCAUCUCUCCCCUCCUCCUGACCUCUUUUGCCUGUGGUCUGCAUAGAAGGGCGUGCAUGGGAGCCCUUCCCCUGCCACCUCCACCUCUGGCUCUGGCGGUCCCCCAGCACACAAGUAUAUCAAAGCUUCUAAACUCUGCCAAUCCACUUCCUCCCACUCCUUUUCAGGGCCUCUGCUCCAGAGAAGACCCUUUGGAACCCAGGACGAGGGUUCCACAACAGAGCAGGGGGUGGGGGAGGGUAAGUGCACCAAAGAUGGCAGAUGGUUAUCCUUGCCCUUGCAUCAGCUUGGGCAAUUCAGCUUCUGACCACGCUGAGGGGACCACCCCCUCCCCUCAACAGCAGCUGUAGGCUUUAGGCUGAAGCCCCAGUGCCAAUCUACUACCCCCUCGGGGCCAGCCCACAGCUAGUGCUUGCUUUAACUUCUGUGCCUUAACCAUCCCUUCCUUCCCUUGCCCUAGGAAGGGGCCUGUAUCUUUGUAUGUUGUAUUCAUAUAAACUUUGUAACUUUUUUUUUGA
Messenger RNA from Sorex araneus (European shrew), 1860 nucleotides. RefSeq names its product phospholipid scramblase 3 (gene PLSCR3). Gene Ontology annotation, molecular function: phospholipid scramblase activity. The transcript has 8 exons. Gene Ontology annotation, biological process: plasma membrane phospholipid scrambling. Gene Ontology annotation, cellular component: plasma membrane. Bases 129 to 1190 code for a protein of 353 amino acids. The record is from RefSeq and is a predicted model, not a curated record. NCBI's taxonomy places the organism in Eukaryota, Metazoa, Chordata, Mammalia, Eulipotyphla, Soricidae.